This is a messenger RNA of Scomber scombrus (Atlantic mackerel), 2107 nucleotides long. It is a transcript of the gene manea, whose product is annotated as mannosidase, endo-alpha. The record is from RefSeq and is a predicted model, not a curated record. Gene Ontology annotation, molecular function: alpha-mannosidase activity. Gene Ontology annotation, cellular component: Golgi apparatus. The transcript has 5 exons. Lineage: Eukaryota; Metazoa; Chordata; Actinopteri; Scombriformes; Scombridae. The coding region runs from base 394 to 1734 and encodes 446 amino acids.
UGUUUUGAGCUUUUGCAGAUUUGUCACAUUUUCCAACGAAAAAGCUGCUGAACCAGAAGUGCGGGUUGGGUCUUGUCCUCUGCAUCUUUUGCAAUAAUUCAUGAAGAGUCGUAGAAGCUAAAAGAGGAGCAGUGUUUUUAAAUGUUAGACAUGCUAUUUCCAUUGUUGCAGUUUUACUGUAGAAGCAAGCAAAGUGUCUGUCAGAGGAUGCAACUAAUAUUUGUUUAGCCGCUGUCAGUCGUGGCUGCUGUUGACAGGACCAAAGUUCAUCCACGCAGGGCUGAACAACAUCUCAGUGGCUGAGUUUCAAUGGCAGCCUAUCCAACAACAUCAUCAAAGUCUCACUGCUGUCUCAACAAUGAACUGUGGAAAGCCUCAAGCUCUGACUGAACAAUGGCCAGGUUUAGGCGUAAAUCUUGCAUCACAUUAAUUGCUUUAGUGUUGCUUGUACUCAUCUUAAGUGUAGUACUAAAAUCGCUCACACCAGAGGACUCGGAGUUCAGCGGCCCUGUUGGCAUUGAGCUGUUUGCGGACAAAAAGAAUGACAAUCAGAUCCAGAGAGAUAAUAAAGCUGACAGUAAAUCAGACCAGACUAAAAUGAAUGACUCCGCUCAGUCAGACAAAGACAGAGAGCUGGAGGCUACACUGAGGAAGUUUCCUCCUCCCAACUACUAUCUCCAUGCUUUCUACUACACAUGGUAUGGAAACCCCAAGUUUGAUGGCAAAUACGUCCACUGGGACCAUCCACAGAUGCCACACUGGGACUUCAAGGUGGCUCAGGGGUAUCCACAAGGGAGACACGUCCCACCUGAUGACGUUGGGUCCAAUUUCUACCCGGCUUUAGGGGCUUACAGUUCCAGAAACCCCUCCAUUUUAGAGGCUCAUAUGCAGCAGCUACGCACGGCAGCCAUUGGUGUCCUUUCUGUUUCCUGGUACCCUCCUAGUACGAAGGAUGACAAUGGUGAGCCAACAGAUGACAUUGUGCCUUUGCUGCUGGAAGUGGCACAUAAAUACUACAUUAAGGUUUGUUUCCACAUUGAACCAUACAAAGGAAGAGAUGAAGUCAAUAUGUACACUAAUGUCAAAUACAUCAUUGAAAAAUACGGAGAGCACCCUGCCUUUUUCAAGUACAGGACAAACAAUGGAAAGCUCCUUCCACUCUUCUACGUGUAUGACUCCUAUCUGAUGAACUCGGAGCAGUGGGCCAAACUGCUAAAACACACAGAGAGUAACAGCAUCAGGGAUACCCCGUAUGACGCCAUCUUCAUCGCCCUGCUGGUUGAGGAGAAACAUAAGCGGGAUAUCCUGACUGCGGGUUUUGAUGGCAUCUAUACCUAUUUCGCUACUAGUGGAUUUUCUUAUGGGUCCACUCAGCGGAACUGGGACUCCAUUAAGGCUUUCUGCGAAGAUAACAACCUGAUAUUCAUUCCAAGUGUGGGUCCAGGUUAUAUUGACACAAGCGUUCGACCCUGGAACUUCCAAAACACUCGAAACCGUAUCAAUGGGAAAUACUAUGAGACCUCGCUGAGUGCUGCAUUAGAAGCCAGGCCUGAUUUCAUCUCCAUAACAUCUUUUAAUGAAUGGCACGAGGGGACUCAAAUUGAAAUGGCAAUUCCCAAAGCGAGCCAGACUGUGUACUUGGACUACCUGCCUAAUAAACCUGCCAUCUACCUGGAGAUUACUCGCAAAUGGGCUGCAAUAUUUGGCGGUGAGCGCAGAAAAUGGCAGGAAUGAUCUGACUAAGAGCCAUUUAAUGUUGAUACUGUAUUUGAUGUUAUAAUAACUUAAUGGAGAAUACACAACCAAGUACAAAGGAUGAAUAAUUGAUUGAGAAAAGCCACAGGCAAGUCAACUACUUCAUUACUGUAUCUUAAUUUUGGCUGCAGUGAUCUAUGUUACCUUUUACACUUGGGUGCUUUAUUGUUAAUUUAACUGAUGUCUUAUUACUUCAUGUUUACACAGCCUGGAUUAAUGACAUAAUGAGCAUGUUUUAUCACUGUUAUAGAUUUCAGUUUAUUUACAGCUGAAGCUAUGUGUAGGCAUGUUUUUGCCUUUGCCUUUCUGUAAUCUGUGACUAUAUUAAACCUCAAUAGAUAUAAAUAAUGUA